Aspergillus homomorphus CBS 101889 is the source of this 2261-nucleotide messenger RNA. Its product is annotated as putative ATP dependent RNA helicase. The record is from RefSeq and is a predicted model, not a curated record. Lineage: Eukaryota; Fungi; Ascomycota; Eurotiomycetes; Eurotiales; Aspergillaceae. The transcript is spliced from 3 exons. Gene Ontology annotation, molecular function: ATP binding; RNA binding. Gene Ontology annotation, cellular component: intracellular anatomical structure; catalytic step 2 spliceosome. Bases 233 to 2248 code for a protein of 671 amino acids.
CCUUUCGCAUUGCGUGAAGCUGUUCACUUACUUGUUGUCUGGCCUGUCUGGACUGCACCCGUGGAGGUGAGAGUCAGUCAAGUAGCCUAUACUUCAAUCUUGUUGGGCUGUGUUCAAUAUGUCUCAGUUGGAUCGGUCACUUAUCGUCAGAUCUCAUUGUGAUUGAAAACUGGGACCAUCGGCAAGUAAAACUAGACUAGGCUGAUCACCGAUCCCUUGGGGCUUCUUCAGCAUGGCAUCUGAACUCGAACUCGCUUCCGGGUUCAUACCUUCCUUGUACAAGCCUGCUGCGCUGCUCCCCAUUGCCAGACAUAAACAAAGUUUACUCUAUCUGGUUGAAACCUAUCCAGUCACCAUCGUCGUUGGACAGACGGGAAGCGGAAAGACAACCCAGUUGCCUCAAUACCUCGAACAAGCGGGGUGGUGCGCAGAUGGGAAAGCAAUCGCUAUCACACAGCCGCGUCGCGUGGCUGCCACCACUGUGGCAGCUCGAGUUGCCGAGGAAAUGCGGUGCAAGCUAGGCGAGGAGGUGGGCUACUCAAUCCGCUUCGAGGACCUGACUUCUGCUUCCACUAGGAUCAAGUUCCUAACCGAUGGGAUGCUACUUAGGGAGGCACUCGUCGACCCCUUGCUGUCGCGGUACUCAGUGAUCAUGGUCGAUGAAGCCCACGAGCGCUCUCUCAGCACCGAUGUGCUCCUGGGAAUCUUAAAAAAGAUCAUGAAAAAACGCCCUGAGCUGAGAAUCAUUGUCAGUAGUGCAACGCUACAAGCUGAAGACUUCCUGCGCUUCUUUGCGGGAGAAGAGUUCGACAGUGAGGCAGAGUCUGGCGAGAUUGGGGGAAAGGUCGGCAGGAUUAUCAGCUUAGAGGGGCGCAUGUAUCCUGUGGAUAUGCUCUUUCUUGAAUCUCCAGCAGAAGACUAUGUGGAACGGGCGGUCAAAACUGUUUUUGACAUACAUCUUCAAGAAGCGGAGGGUGAUGUUCUUGUGUUCUUGACUGGCCGGGAAGAGAUCGAUACAGCUAUACAAUUGAUCUCGGAACGGGCCGCCACCCUCCAUCCCAAAGCGCAGUCGGUGCUUCCUCUCCCGCUAUACGCCGGUCUCACGACAGACCAGCAGAUGUAUGUUUUCGAGCCGGCUCCCGAAAACACUCGCAAAGUCAUCGUGUCCACAAACAUCGCCGAAGCGUCUGUAACCAUCAAUGGAAUUGUGUAUGUGGUUGAUUGUGGAUUUGCUAAGCUAAGAGCUUACAAUCCUACCACGGGAAUUGAGACCUUGACAGCGGUGCCGAUCUCAAAAGCAGCAGCGGUUCAGCGUGCAGGUCGAGCCGGGCGCACCAAGCCGGGGAAGUGUUUCCGUCUCUACACGCAACAGGCAUAUGAAUCCCUCCCAGAAGCGACUGUCCCGGAGAUCCAGCGAUCGAACCUGGCGCCGGUGAUUAUGCAACUGAAAGCCUUGGGAAUCGACAAUAUCGUUCGUUUCGAUUUCUUGACGCCUCCUCCAGCUGAACUGGUGAUCCGUGCUUUCGAGCUUCUGUAUUCCCUGGGAGCGGUUGACGACUAUGCCAAACUCACCAAGCCUCAGGGUAUGCGGAUGGCCGAAUUAGCUGUUGACCCUAUGAUGGCAAAGGUGCUCCUCUCCGCACCGGGCUUCGGCUGUUUGAGCGAAAUACUCUCCAUCGCUGCCAUGGUCAGUCUCCAGGGCACAGUCUGGGUCCAACACGAUGGUGAUCGAAAAACCUCCGAGAGCAUGCGGAGAAAGUUUGCAGUGGAAGAAGGUGAUCACCUGACGUAUCUUAACGUCUACCAAGCCUUUGUCACCAAGGGCAAGAAAGAAUCGAAGUGGUGUCGGGAUAAUCUUUUGAACUUCCGGUCCAUGCAACGAGCCGUGAGUAUACGUGCGCAGCUCAAGCGGUACCUGGAGCGCUUCGGAAUUCAGGUCGAUGAGACCCUUUCUGCCCGUGCGAGACAGGAAGACCCAAGCAAGCUCCCGGAAAAGAUUCAGAGGUGUCUCACAACUGGGUACUUUGCACAUGCUGCAAAAAUGCAACCCGACGGCACAUUCCGAACGGUGAGCGGAGGGCUAACGCUGCAUGCUCAUCCGAGCUCGCUGAUGUUUAAUCGCAAAGCUGAGUGGGUCAUUUUCCAUGAAAUACUGCAGACUGGGGAAAAGACUUUUAUUCGAGAUAUAACGAAGAUCGAAAAGGGCUAUUUGCUCGAGUAUGCACCGAACUAUUACCAAGUGCAUUAAUAGAUACCCGUCC